This is a messenger RNA of Owenia fusiformis, 1144 nucleotides long. The record is from the annotation of a GenBank genome assembly. NCBI's taxonomy places the organism in Eukaryota, Metazoa, Annelida, Polychaeta, Sabellida, Oweniidae.
UUAAUAAUAACUAGCUUACCAAGAUGGCUGCCAUAGACCUAGAAGCAUUCAACCAUAAAAUAACUGCAGCAGCUGAUCGAAUAAAAGACUACACAUACAAGACACCCCUGGAGCACUCCUCCUACCUCAGUGACUUUAUAAAGGCUAAUGUCUAUCUCAAACUAGAAACCCAACAGGUGACAGGUUCAUUCAAGGCUAGAGGAGCGUUCAAUAAGCUCUCAAUAUUGAAGUCACAGCCAGGAAUUGAGAAAGGAAUCAUUACCUCUUCAAGUGGGAAUCAUGGUUUAGCCACAAAUUUAGCUCUUAAGACGUUGGGAAUUAAGGGAACCAUAUUUGUGCCCGAGAUUGUAGCCGAGGGGAAGAAGCAAGUGUUGUUACAGGAGGGGGCCACAUUACAACAAUUUGGGCUUGAUUGCUUGGACUGUGAAAAUAAAGCCAGAGAAACUGCUGAGGUUAAUGGUGUUACCUUUUUGUCUCCUUACAAUGACCUGGAUGUGAUCGCAGGACAAGGCACUAUAGGUUUAGAAAUACUAGAGAAGUUACCCAGCGUAGACUAUGUCCUGGUGCCUGUAGGGGGAGGAGGAUUGAUCGCUGGAAUAGCAGCCUAUAUGAAGUAUAAAAGUCCUAAAACUAAGAUAGUUGGUGUGCAACCAGCCAACUCUAAGGUGAUGUAUGAGAGUGUUAAAGCUGGGAAGAUCAUCUAUGAGGAAUCAUUGGAGACAUUGUCUGAUGGAACAGCAGGAGGAAUAGAGGAGGAUUCUGUGACAUUCCCCUUCUGUAGAGACUUAGUGGAUGAUUGGAUAAUGGUAGCAGAAGAGGAUAUAUCAAGAGGAAUAUACACCAUUCUAGAGAAACAUCACAAGCUGAUAGAGGGGGCUGCUGGCUGUGCAGUUGGGGCACUUAUGACCAAUAAGAAGAUGUUUGAGGGAAAAACAGUUGUGGCUGUGAUGUGUGGGGCCAACAUAAGCAUGAAUGUGUUGAAACAUAUUGUAAAUGAACAUUCAAAAGUUGAGUAAAAUAUGAUACGAUAAAAUAGGAUAAAAAUAAAAUACGAUAAAUUUGUAGUGCAAUAAAAGAAAUUCAAGUACUGCAUUUAUAAAAACUUGUACAGUACACAACAGAAUUUGCUGCAAUAUUAAUUUAA